This is a messenger RNA of Colletotrichum orchidophilum, 1515 nucleotides long. Its product is annotated as squalene synthase. The annotation marks the transcript as partial. Gene Ontology annotation, cellular component: endoplasmic reticulum membrane. The record is from RefSeq and is a predicted model, not a curated record. Gene Ontology annotation, molecular function: squalene synthase [NAD(P)H] activity. The transcript has 4 exons. Gene Ontology annotation, biological process: farnesyl diphosphate metabolic process; ergosterol biosynthetic process. Lineage: Eukaryota; Fungi; Ascomycota; Sordariomycetes; Glomerellales; Glomerellaceae.
AGUCUGACCCUCCUCUACGAGACUCGACUUCGCCUUGUCGCUGACUGCUCCUCAAAACUGUCGACUAUUGCCCGAAUCUAUCCUGCAGCUCACCGUGCGCCGCGACGACAGACCGCCACCAUGGGUGUCAUCUACUAUCUCCUGCACCCGAACCAGCUCCGUUCCAUCAUUCAAUGGAAGGUCUGGCACGACCCCGUUCACCACCGCGAUCCCUCCAAGGAAGACCCUACGCUGAAGUCGUGCUUCGAAUUCCUCAACUUGACGAGCCGCAGCUUCUCCGCCGUCAUUCAGGAGCUCAACCCCGAGCUUCUGGUCCCCGUCUGCCUGUUCUAUCUCGUGCUGCGCGGCCUCGACACCAUUGAAGAUGACAUGACGUUGGAUAUCAAGGAGAAGGAGCCUCUGCUGCGCCAGUUUGACAAGUACAUGGAGACGGACGGCUGGACUUUCACCAAGAACGGCCCCAACGAGAAGGACCGCGAGCUGCUGGUGCACUUUGACGAUGUCGUGGUCGAGCUGAAGAAGAUCAAGAAGCCCUACUACGAGAUCAUCAAGGAUAUCACGAUCAAGAUGGGCAACGGCAUGGCUGACUACGCUCUCAACGCGGAGCACAACGAGAACGGCGUUGCGACUAUCAAGGAGUACGAGCUCUACUGCCAUUACGUUGCUGGUCUCGUCGGCGACGGCCUGACCCGCCUCUUUGUCGAGGGCAACAUGGCCAACCCCAAGCUUCUCGAACGCCCCGAGCUCACCGAGUCCAUGGGACAGUUCCUCCAAAAGACCAACAUCAUCCGCGACGUCCACGAAGACUACCUCGACAGGCGCCGAUUCUGGCCCAAGGAGAUCUGGAGCAAGCACGUUGACACCUGGGACGACCUUUUCAAGCCCGAGAACCUGCCCAAGGCUCUCGAGUGCAGCUCCGAGAUGGUGCUCAACGCCCUCAAGCACACCGAGGAGUGCUUGUUCUACAUGGCCGGCAUCAAGGAUCAGAGCGUCUUCAACUUCGUCGCCAUUCCCCAGAGCAUGGCCAUUGCGACGCUGGAGCUUGUUUUCCGCAACCCUGCCAUCUUCAGCAGCCACAUCAAGAUCACAAAGGGCGACGCAUGCCACCUCAUGACCAAGUCAACACAGAACCUUUUCGUAGUAUGUGAGGUUUUCAGGGACUACACCCGUCGGAUACACAAGAAGAACGACCCGCGCGACCCCAACUACGUGCAGAUUAGCGUGCAAUGCGGCAAGAUUGAGCAAUUCAUCGAUUCUCUGUUCCCGAGACAGGACCCCAAGAAGCUCGGAGAAGCGGCGAAACAGAAAGAGCGGGUCCAGCCGGGCAUGGAUGCAGGCGAAGCUUUCGUAUUGGGCGGCAUGGUUCUUCUGACCCUCUUUUUCGUCUCUGGUCUCAUGAUUGGUACGGCCUGGUUCUUUGGCGCACGCUUCGACUCGUUGUGGAAGACGGACAGCAUUUACUGGCCUGGCAGCGAGCCCGGUGCGUCGACGCCGAUUGAACACAAGGAGCUGUAA